Abrus precatorius (Indian licorice) is the source of this 2017-nucleotide messenger RNA. RefSeq names its product interferon-related developmental regulator 1-like. The record is from RefSeq and is a predicted model, not a curated record. NCBI's taxonomy places the organism in Eukaryota, Viridiplantae, Streptophyta, Magnoliopsida, Fabales, Fabaceae. Bases 350 to 1699 code for a protein of 449 amino acids. The transcript is spliced from 13 exons.
AUUAAGAAAGGCCUUGCCGUGCUUCCAAAAGAUUCGUAUUUUUAGGGUUCCAUCUAUUUAGAUUAAAAUCGUAAUCCUAACCUUCUUUAUCGCCAACAAUCCCUCUCUCUGAGAGACGCUCACGAACUCCAAUUGAUCCCCUUAGAAUUUUAAUGGCUUGUUCAUCAUCCAAUUCAAAGCAAGUGUUGUCGAAGUUCUCAGUUUUUAACUCAUUUUCCAUACCUUGCGAUUCUGUUUCUUCCCCUGGCACACUUGAUACUUGUUCAUCCGUUUCUUUCUCAAAUUCCGAUUCGUUCUUGUAACACGAAUACCUUAGUAACCCAACUAACAAAGCAAAGAAGCCGUAACCAUGGGAAAGCGCAAUUCUCAACGUAAAACUGCUGCGAUGUUCGAUAGCGAUGACGAUAGUAGCGUGACUUCGUCGUCAACUGCUCGCUCUGAUCUGAUGUCGGUAUCUGGGGGUGAAGAUGUGCAAUUUGAUCAAGAUUCCUUGCUCGACCAAGCUCUCGAUGCAUUAGACGAGAAAAGGGGUUCCACGAGGGAGAAAGCUUUGUCCUCGAUCAUUGAUGCUUUCAACAGCGACAUGCAGCAUCAGUUUGUGGACAAGAAAUUUGCUACCUUACUACAUCAGUGUCUUGCUUCAAUAAAAAAAGGAUCCAAAAAGGCAUCUGCUAAGGAGAUAGCACUGGCAUCUCAUGCCAUUGGUUGUUUGGCCUUGACUGUUGGAUGUGGUGACAACGCUCGUGAGAUUUUUGAAGAAUCCAUUCGUCCUUUGGAUGAAUCUCUCGCAUUGAGGACAGAUGUUUCAAAGACACCAUCAUUGCUGGAGUGCUUGGCUAUAAUCACUUUUGUUGGAGGGAAUGAUGAAGAAGAAACCGAACGAUCAAUGGACAUAAUGUGGCGAGUGAUUCAUCCUAAAUUAGGUUCCAAUGUUGUUGCAGUCAAACCUUCUGCUGCAUUAAUAACUACUGUGGUGUCUGCAUGGUCUUUUCUCCUCUCUACUGUGAGCAAUUUGAAGCUAAAUUCAAAAAAUUGGCAAAAUUCAAUAUCUUAUUUAUCUAGUCUUCUUGACAAGGAAGAUAGGUCUGUACGAAUUGCUGCUGGUGAAGCACUUGCUCUAAUUUUUGAGAUUGGAGUUAUAGAAAAAUUUUCUGCUGAGUCAAGCGGUGCAAAUGAUACAACUCAAGAAGAAAAUAAACCACAUGAAAGCUACAUAUUUUUACAGGGACUUAGAGGAAAGGUGAUAAAUCAAUGCAAAAAUCUUUCUAUGGAGGCUGGUGGAAAAGGUUCUGCAAAAAAAGAUCUUAAUAGUCAGAGGAACUUGUUCCGAGAUAUCUUGGAUUUUUUUGAGUAUGGUUACUCACCGGAAAUUUCGAUGAAGAUUGGCGGUGAUUCCCUGCAGACAUCAUCAUGGUCCGAAAUGAUACAGUUGAAUUUUAUCAAACACUUUCUUGGAGGAGGAUUCAUCAAGCAUAUGCAGGAAAAUGAGUUCCUACAUGAUGUCUUUGGUUUCUCACCAAAGAGAAAGUAUCUCAAUAACAACGAACACAGAAUGUCUGGUGGUGAAAAGAGAAUGUACAAGUCUCCAAAUUCGGUUUUGAACAAGGCUAGGACGCAAUUACUUAAUAAGCAGCGGUUAUUAUCUGAGGGCAGAAACUUCGGCCACUACGCUGUCGGCAUGGUUGACGAGGAAGCAUGAAUUUGACUGGGGAAAACGUUAAUUAUGUCUCAUUUAAAGAGUCGAUUAUUCAUUUCACAUACAACAUUUAAUAUACUUCAUCUGUACUCGUGCUCUGUCUAGUUCUGUUGAUUAAGACUUUAUCAGUUACUAUGUAGAUUGACACAAGAUUUAUGUUAUGUCAUGAACGACAAGUAAAUAAUAACAAAUAUUAAGAACGGAAUUCUUUUGUCUCGAAAUAUAUAUUGAAGUGGUCUACAAGAUUAAAAAAUGUUACUAUUUACUAACUAAAAAAUGUUUGAUUAAGUUGUAUUUUUAUCAAAAUAUUAUAUUAUCACU